GAUCGGUUUGUAGGGCUGAGCCCGGCUCACAUCCAGGAGCUAUCAUGCAGUAUAUGUCUGAACAUAUUCCGGGAUCCAGUGGUCACCCCGUGCUGUCAUCAAACCUUUUGCAGGGAUUGUCUCAUUGAAUGGCUGAAAGGAAAUACUGUCUGUCCUUACGAUAGGAAAACCCUUAAUGCGAAUGAACUGUAUAAACCUCGUAGGGUAUUUGAAGACAAACUAAGCAAACUUGAAAUUAAAUGUCAGUUCAGUAAUAAUGGGUGUCCAUCAGUGGUACCCUUGGAUCAGUUGCCACAACAUGUGAACUCCUGUCCAUACGGUGCCCCCAUAUGUGAGUCAGGCUAUGAAAGCGAUCGGUUUGUAGGGCUAAGUGCCGCCGCUAUACAGGAGCUGUCGUGUAGUAUAUGUCUCAACAUAUUUCGGGAUCCCGUGGUCUCCCAGUGCUGUCGACAGACCUUUUGCAGGGAUUGUAUCACUGAUUGGCUCAAAGGAAAUACGGUUUGUCCUUAUGAUCGGAAAACCCUAACUGUGAAUGAACUACAUAAGCCAUCUAGGGUAUUUGAAGCCAUGUUUGGCAAACUUGAGAUUAAAUGUGAGUUCAGUGAUAAAGGGUGUCAAUCGGUGGUACCAUUGGAUCAGUUGUCACAACACGUGGACUCGUGUCCAUACCAUACAUCCAAAGUACUGGCGUUACUCGCACUCAACCGGACGGCUAAUAACGAGAUUAAAACAGUGAAUCAGAAACUCGAGUUUUAUAUGCCCAGGGUCUCAUAUGCUGUCAAUAUACCACAACCUAGAACAAGUGGCCCGGUAUCAAUUGAAUCAAUACUAACGACUGCCAGAAGUGAGAGGUUUAAUGCAGUGAUCGUUGGCUGCGAUAUGAAGGAUGACUUUCGACACAAAGUACUCGUUAUAGUGGCCGAGGAGUUGAUGAAUGACAUCCAAUUGGGAAAGGUAUGCAAAAAUAUUGUCCACAAAUUGGACCAAAAAUUUGGUGUCUAUUGGAACUGUAUCUGUGAUUACAAAGAGGGAGUAGCCAGGAGUGAGAGGUUUAAUGUAGUGAUCGUUGGGUGCGAUAUAAAGGAUGACUUCCGACACAAAGUACUCGUUAUAGUGGCCGAGGAGUUGAUGAAUGACAUCCAAUUGGGAAAGACAUCAUUUGAAUCGGUUUUAUCGGUGGCCCGAAGGGAGAGAUUCAAUGGUGUAGUGAUUGGCAGCGAUAUGAAGGACGAUAUGGUUGUGAAUGUCAUGACUAUAAUCAGCCGGGAAUUGAUGGCUGAAAAUAGUUUUCCUGAUAUUUGCAAAAAUAUUUGCCACAAAUUGGAUCAAAAGUUUGGCAAAUACUGGAACUGUAUGUCUAAUUACCGGGAGUGUUGCACGGAUCGGUUUGUAAGGCUGAGUCCGACUGACAUACAGGAGCUAUCGUGUAGUAUAUGUCUCAACAUAUUCCGGGAUCCAGUGGUCGCCCAGUGCUGUCGGCAGACCUUUUGCAGGGAUUGUAUCACUGAUUGGUUCCAAGAAAAUACUGCCUGUCCUUAUGAUAGGAAGACCUUAACUAUGAGUGAACUAUAUAAGCCACCAAGGGUAUUUGAAGCCAUAUUGGGUAAACUUAAGAUUAAAUGUCAAUUCAGUGACAAUGGGUGUCCAUCGGUGGUACCAUUGGAUCAGUUGUCACAACACGUGGACUCGUGUCCAUACGAUGCCUCCAAAUGCGUUACUCGCACUCAACCGGACGGCUAA
Oppiella nova is the source of this 1740-nucleotide messenger RNA. The record is from the annotation of a GenBank genome assembly. Lineage: Eukaryota; Metazoa; Arthropoda; Arachnida; Sarcoptiformes; Oppiidae.